UGAAUAUCAUAUAUUGUAACCUUAUUACAACCAUGAGUGUGUAUAUUUUGAUGUUUAUUUGUUUACACUGAGGUUUGCAUGUAGUUUGCAGUCCUACAGUUCAGAUAUUAUACACACUUUCAGAUUUGCAUUUUAGUUAAACUUUAGCUGUGUCUGCUUCCAUACACCAGUCAGGUAUCCUUACAGUAUUACAUAAGAAUCUCUUAAACAUCCUAUUCAAUUAACUGUGUACGAUUUGGCUAUUCUCAGGCAGCGUCUACCGGAAUGAAAUAGGAAAAUCAAAUAGAUCAGCCUAAAUCUUAGAAGACCCCGAGAAGCACACGGACAUUUGUGAUUCCAUUCACAGGCAAAAUGAUAAACCACUGGGUGAUUUUAGCCGUCUACAUCCUGACGUUUCUGAUCGGCCUUCCUGCAAAUCUACUGGCUAUUUGCACCUUCUUUAAGAAACUGGGUAACAAACCCAGUCCGAAUGACAUCCUUCUUUUCAACCUGACGGCUUCUGACUUGGUCUUCCUGCUCUUUCUGCCCUUCAAGAUGUACGAAGCCGCCGCUGGCAUGGAAUGGCACUUAUCACAGACCCUGUGCUCCAUUGCCUCUUAUUUCUUUUUCACCACCAUUUACACCAGCUCCCUGUUGCUCAUGGCUAUAGCCAUUGACCGCUACUUAGGGCUGGUGUUUCCAUUCAAAUACAGACUAUUGCGUAAGCCGCUUUACGCUGCAGCAGGAAGCAUCAUCAUCUGGCUGGUCAGUGCUGCCCAUUGCAGCAUCGUAUUCAUCACUGUCCACAUGCCAGAUCAGAACGCAACCCUUCCCAAAACAGUCUGCUAUGAAAACUUCACAGAGCAGCAAAAGAAUAUCUUGUUACCAGUUCGAUUUGAAUUUUUUGUGGUUAUAUACAUGCUGCCGCUCUUAAUUUGUAUCUUCUGCUAUAUCAACUGCAUCUACAUCCUGUACACCAGGCCUCGUAUAACUAAAGAGAAAAAGCAAAGGGCCAUUGGCAUGGCGUUGUGCACACUGACCAUCUUUUUACUUUGUUUUUUACCCUACAACUUGUCUCAUCUGGUGGGUUUCAGCAGCAACGACAGCCCACUGUGGAGGUACUACACGCUCCUGCCCAGCACCCUCAACACCUGUCUGGAUCCGUUCGUGUUUUACUUCUCGUCCUCAACUUUCCGUGAAAGCAAAAUUGUUUCUUUACUCAAGAAGUGGUGUUUUACACAUAAGAAGACUAAAAAGAGCGACACUGAACUUGUGAUUGUGGCAAAAUGAACCUAUUUAGCAUUUGAACAUCAGUUAUGUCAUGGCUUCAUGCAAUUUGCGAAUCUAUUUAUUAAAUUAAUAACUUUAAAAAUUCAUUCAUUAUUCAAGGAUUGAUACAUUUAGCAUGGUUAUUUUUCAAAGUAGUACUAAAGUUUGGGGUUGUUAAGAAUGUUUUUGAAAGAAAAUUUAAGAAGUGCUCAGCAAGGCUGCAUUUGUU
Molecule: messenger RNA, 1477 nt
Organism: Cyprinus carpio (common carp)
Lineage: Eukaryota; Metazoa; Chordata; Actinopteri; Cypriniformes; Cyprinidae
Product: free fatty acid receptor 2-like
Biological process (GO): G protein-coupled receptor signaling pathway; cellular response to fatty acid
Cellular component (GO): plasma membrane
Molecular function (GO): G protein-coupled receptor activity
Source: RefSeq, a predicted model, not a curated record